Eufriesea mexicana is the source of this 1686-nucleotide messenger RNA. RefSeq names its product transcription termination factor 1. The coding region runs from base 1 to 1686 and encodes 561 amino acids. The transcript has 8 exons. Gene Ontology annotation, biological process: regulation of transcription by RNA polymerase II. Gene Ontology annotation, molecular function: RNA polymerase II cis-regulatory region sequence-specific DNA binding; DNA-binding transcription factor activity, RNA polymerase II-specific. NCBI's taxonomy places the organism in Eukaryota, Metazoa, Arthropoda, Insecta, Hymenoptera, Apidae. The record is from RefSeq and is a predicted model, not a curated record. Gene Ontology annotation, cellular component: nucleus.
AUGUUAAAAAAUAUUACAAAUUGUAGUGACCCUGUUGAAGAAACAAAUGAAAACAAUAAAAUUGGAAAUAUAAAUAGACCACAAAAUUUUAAUCUUAGUGAUUUGGAACUUAUAAAUUUAAAUUUAAUGGAACUUGCACAGGAAACACUGUGUAAAAAAGAAAAUCUAUAUUCUUGCAACAAAGAAGAUAUGUUGCAUGAUCUAAAUUCUCUGGUGGAUUUUGAAGAAAGUAACAUAUCUACAAACAUUUUUUCUUCAACAAUGAUUAAUCCUACACAAGAAGAAAAUAUCACAGAAUUAUCAAAAAAUGCAGAGAUUGAUCUCCUUUUUACUGAUAACAUUGAUAACGCCAAUGUUGAAAAUACAGAAAAUCAAGAAAUAAAAUAUAAAGAUACUAUGCUUCAAGAAAAAAAAUGUUUUAAUAAUAAAAAAAAUAUAGCAAAUAAUACUAAAAAAAACUGGAAACAUAAGUCUAAUAAGAAAGAUACUGAUGUAGAUGAUCAUAUAAAAUAUAUCUUAGGAGAAGUAGAUAUUGAGUUAACAUCAGGCGAAGAAGAAACAUUAAAUGAAGUAUCUGAAGAUACAAUAAAUGCAUUAUAUAAUCUAAAGGUAAAAUUAAUGCAUAAAGUACCAAUGCAACAUAGAAUUGAACAUACAGCAGGUUCAAGAACAUUAACAAGAAAAGAAAACAAAUUAUUUUUAAAUUAUGGACCAAUGAAAAGUGGUACAUUUACACCUAAUGAAGAUAAAAUUAUCAGAAAUAAUUGGGAAGCAUUUUGUGAAGUUCAUAACUGGAAUCCAAAAUGUGUAACACCAUUCAUUAAUAUGAAAAAUGGUUACAAAUUUUAUAUAAAGAGCUUAGAAGAGAGACAAAAAUUUACUCAAUUUUUAGCAAAUGGAUUACCAUGGAGAACACUAUACAGUGUUUACCAUAGAUUUAAAUACUUGUAUGGAAAGCAUAAAAAACGUUUUCAGAGGUUCACAUUAAAUGAAGAUAUAAAUAUUUUAUCUUAUGUAAAGGAUAAACAAAACAUUGCAAAAAAUAAAAUAUUUCUAGAAUUAAGUAAAAUAUUAAGUCGUUCAAGGCAGUCAAUUUGGAGACGUUAUCAACUACUUCAAAAAAUGCUUAAAAAUAAAAAACCAUCAUCUGAAAUUAAAUGGACAUUAUCUUCAACUGGCAAGUUUAUAAAAACCUUUAUGAGUGUAGCAUUGUGUAAAACAGUGGAAGAUUUAAAAGAUGCUAUUAUUCCAAAACCUGUUUGGCAAAAAUUAGAAGAAAAGCUAGAUAUAGACUAUAACAUAUUGAGAACAUUCUGGAUACAUCAAUUGCACAUGCAAUUAUUUUGUACAGAACCUAUUUAUUUGAAUGAUAUAAAAAUAAAAUUAAUCGAGUAUGUUUAUGGAAAAGGAAUUUCAAACAUUCGAGAAAUAGUUUGGUCAGAUGUUGCAAAAUAUUUUGAUGGAAUUACUAGUAUCUUUUUAUGCAAAACAUUUUUUUAUCUUACAAAACAAGCUACUAAAAAGAUAGGUACAAACCAUUUUCCUGAUAUCGUGCAAUAUUUAUAUAAUGAAAAAAUACAAGAUAUAAAAGAUGAAUUAUCUGAUAAAUUUCUUCCUAGGCUUUCUUAUAAUAACGGAAAUAUUAAAAUUAUAGACAAAGGUUUGGACGAAGAUAUUGAUAUAUGA